AUGAGUGCUUCAUUCCUUUCCAGAACUAUAAUCUUAUCCCGGUUCCUUAAAACAGAUAAACAGAAAAUUUCAACUUUUAUAAAUUACAAUAGACAAGUGCAUCGAACAUUGAAACCAAAGCCUUAUUCAAUUACACUAGUGGCACCAAACUCUUACUACUAUCAAAUCAAAUGGGAUCAAAAUAUGUACAGUUAUAAUUUUACAACUUUGGUUACUUAUAACGACACGUAUUCCAUUGUUCGACAGUUCAGUUCUUAUGAGUUCAUGCGAACGAUCGACAUUUUGAACUAUGGUUAUGAUGCAAAAUACGUUAAUACAGAAGAAUUUUAUAAAUCUCAGGCUGCUGAUACAGCAUUAGUUCAUGAGGAUGAAGAAAAUCCAGGCAUGAAAUUAUUUACAAUCUCAACGAUCGAGCAUUCUCAAAAUUUAACCAUAACAACGAAAAUCGAUAUAAAUCUCGAAGAAUUUUCAAACCACUUCUCGAACCAUACUCUCCUAAGUCAAAGCUACUACGCCUUCUUUGAUCAAGAGAAUCAUUCGAUAAUUUCAUCACCAACAUUUAAUAAUUCUUUACUUUCCUCUCCAACGUAUGGAAAUGACACAAUUAUCAACAAAGUCAAUGAACUUGAUCAUAGGUAUUCAUUAUCUACUGUUAUAAGCAAUGGAAAUACAAAUAUCAUUUCAAUUAUUCCUCUUCGCAUUACAUAUUCGAUUUUCCACCAUCUUGUUGUUAUAUGUGACUUCACGCAACUCAUCAGCUCUUCUCUUUGGGAAACUUCCAAAGUUUUCUUGAUUUAUUUGAGUGUUGCAGGAUUUUUGACUUUGUUGUGCAUUAUUUUACUUCUCAGAGCAUUGAACAGGAAAAACAAGAAGUUAAUAUCAAUAAAUAACAGUAUGGAAUCGUAUUUGGUCAAUGAUGCCGGAAUUUUGUUCAAAGUUAUCCAGAAAAUCCGUAAUUUAGAGCUCAACCAUCCCGAUGAGACAAUAAUGAACAGAAUUCUUGAUGGUGUCGUUCAAAAAAUCGCAGUUCAUAACGUGCAUCCUUACAUAUGCAAGAACCACUGCAAAUUCUGCAACGAGUUGGUCAAUUCCAAGGAGUACAUCAACAUGGAGUCCCUUCCAAACUAUUACGCGACAUGGAAAGAUAUAAUUGGGUCCCAAAUCGCGACGUACAAGAACAUUGGUGAUCUAAAGUUCCGUUGGAAGCUACACCAGAGCCAUCCGGUCAAGUAUCUCGUUCAAUUAUUUGCGGCCAUUCUUGUCAAAGAAGAUUUACUAAUUCCGCAGAUAGAUCCGAACUGUUUGAUUGAGAUGGUGAAGUUCUACGCAGAAAACUUCUGCAAAGAUCCUUCAAUUACCGCAUUACAAUUAAAUGCGUUCUACAACAUCAUCCAUACACAAUUUAAAUACUGGGUAACCAACAAAGUCGAUCUGUUACUUGCUUAUAUCGCUGCUUUGUUCUUUUUACCUGAUUACGACAAAUUGGCCAAAUAUUCUUAUGAUAACCAGUUUUAUACUACACAGCCUAUCUUCGAAGAUGAUUUGAUAACUGUUACGAAGGUGUUUGGCCAUCCAAUUUGCGUUUCUUUCAUGGAUCGUGUUGAAAUUUUGGAAUUUAUUACUAGAUAUAUUCCAUCAUGGUCAUUGGAUACAGAUUUUGCUAAGUAUUGUACUUCUACGAUACUUACCUUGCUAGAAUCCCAAUUUGUCUGGAAUGAUAUUUCAUCAUUUGGAGCUUUGAGGAUUUUGAUCGAAUCUCCUUAUUUCUCACCAAUGGAAGAAAGCAAAGAUCGAGAAACUCUCUUGUUAUUCCUUCUUUGUUAUGCAAAAAUGGCUCCAUUUUAUUCUCCGGCCAAAAUAUCAGAUGAAGUUGCCAUAAAAUUCCUCGAAUGCCACGGAAUUGAUACAACAGACCAAAUUCUCAUCACAAACUUCUGUAUUGAAGUUGUUCGGAACAUUGUUGUUCCAAUGACCAAUAAUUUGACCAAAUUCGUGCCUCUUGACAUACACGAUAAGAACAGCAAGGCAAUUAUUGAGCAUUGGACUCAUAAACUUAAAUUCAUUUCUGCAACUGUAGAAGAUGAAUAA
Messenger RNA from Trichomonas vaginalis G3, 2088 nucleotides. RefSeq lists its product as uncharacterized. The record is from RefSeq and is a predicted model, not a curated record. Lineage: Eukaryota; Parabasalia; Trichomonadida; Trichomonadidae. The transcript has a single exon. The coding region runs from base 1 to 2088 and encodes 695 amino acids.